AGCGUUCACCGCACUCGACCCCGACGACCCCGACGACAACCACACUCGUUUAUAUCCUACAUACGCGCCCAUAUCUUAGUCGCAGGCCGGCAAAACAAUCCUCACCAUGCCCCCCGCAGUGGCAUACCCCGCCCAGCCAGAUUAUCUCUCUCCUUACCCGCAAGAUCCCUCGGAGUCGUCCCAUGAGGGCGACUAUAAGGCCUCCUACGAGGACCUUAUAGACGAACACGAUGCACCCUACUCCAAGACUACAGGCCAUCAGACAAUAGCCAUCGAUCCCACAACCGCCGCUGGCCACCGCCGCGGUCCUUCCUACCCUCUGUCCCAUCAACCGACCUAUUCCAGCGAAUUCAAUGCCACGCAAGAAUCAGUACCACGUAAAGGCGUGGAAUGGGGCUAUCCGCCGUCGCCGCCCCAGCGAGACAAAGAGAAACCCAGCAUUUGGUCUCAGCUGGUGCCGGACUCGUUGGCUUGCAAGCUAUACGUGCUCACCGUCUUGAUUGAGACGAUUAUCGAUUUGGCAAUAGAAGGCGAUCUGCUUCUCCGGGUGCACGAAGCAAAGAAGGACGGCGAAGGGGACAGUCUGGCCACCCGUAAGAUGCCUGUAUACUUGAGCGUAUUUGUUUUCGCUCACGUCUUCCAGCUCGUGAUGGCCAUUGAUGCCGUAUAUGCCCGCAACACGUUGCAGUUCAUAUCGUUAACGUUAUUCAACGCCCUCUUCCUAUUUUACGCCGUUAUUCAGAUAGGCGAGAUCAAGAGGGCGGCGAUUGACACCAAUGGCAUUGCUGGCAUCCCCAUCCAAGUUCUCACUACCAUUAUACCUAUCGUUAUCUCCGUUGCUGAGAUAGCGUAUAUUGCACUUGGAUGGAAGAUCUACAACGAGUUCGGAUGGAAGGUUUACAAGUUCCUCGGCGCGGAUCGGACAAUCAAGCGGAUAUAUGCCACAUACCAAAUUUUCAUCUGUCUUGUCAAAUUUGACCUAUUCUUCUGGGUCGGAUUUUCCGUGCAGUUCAUCUGGCUCAUCCUUCAGAAGACGGAUUGGGAAUACUACGUUACCGUUGCUGCCCUACCGCUCUCGAUCAUCUUGCUCAUCGAAGGGCAUCUUGCCGCACGACAUGAGAACAAGUGGAUGAUGUUCACUUUCAUGUCCGGUUGCGUUGGCGCUCUUGUGUACUUUUUCUACAAGCUUGUUCGCGUUUUGUCUAACCGGACAGAAUCUGAGUUUGUGGAUGUAUGGGCCUCGCUCACUACGUUCUCUAUCAUAGCCAUCUUAUUGUUGAUCAUCACCUUCGUCUUCGCGUGCUUGGUGCUGAACAAUUAUGGGCGGGGACUCAAGGAACAGCUUGCCAAGAGCUCUACACACACACGAUGGGGUUCGCAGUCUGUAUCCCACAGACCGAUGAGCGCGAAUCCAAACCGGAUGAGCAUAGAUUGAACGAGCGCGGUUGAAGCCUUUGCGCAGUGUAUUCUCUAUUUGUCACUCAUACUCAUCCCUUCACUUGCACAUGGACGUUCUAUCGCCCCCAUUGGCCCGUCAUAUCUUGUACGUAUGAGACCAUGUUACCGCGGUUACUCGUAGCUCCGAUUUCUAUACCUUAACGUGCCACGCCUGCGAGCAGGCUGUUUAUUUGCUCUUUUUGGCUGUGAGGGUAGAGGCGGUCUUGGCAGCUGGGCAUCCCUUCCGCGUC
This is a messenger RNA of Punctularia strigosozonata HHB-11173 SS5, 1688 nucleotides long. RefSeq lists its product as uncharacterized. Bases 107 to 1435 code for a protein of 442 amino acids. The record is from RefSeq and is a predicted model, not a curated record. The transcript is spliced from 7 exons. Lineage: Eukaryota; Fungi; Basidiomycota; Agaricomycetes; Corticiales; Punctulariaceae. Gene Ontology annotation, cellular component: Golgi apparatus.